AAAAAAUUUCGGAUUAAUACUAAUGGAAGAAGUAUAAAAUUAUUAAAGCUUAGGAUUUGCAUUUUAAAAUAUAAAUGUAGGAAAUGCCAACAUCACCUCCUAACCCUUUGAUAUAAACAUCAAAUGAUGAACCAACAAAACUUUCUGUCACUUCAACUUCUGAAUCGAUUCCUCUUUAAACAUCAAACUAUGAUUUAAAUCGUGCAGCACAUCCAAAAGCCUGCAUUUUUACAUUUUUGUUUAAAGGACUCGCUUUAUUAUUUUAUUUCAUUUGCAAGGAUAGUAUUUGGUCAUUCAUUUUGGUGAUAAUUUUUUCGGCUUUCGAUUUUUGGACUGUUAAGAAUAUAACAGGAAGGUAUAUGAUUUAAUUUUAUUGAUAGAUUGCUAGUUGGUUUGAAAUGGGAGAAUGUAAUUUUAGAUGAUGGAACUUCGAAAUGGGAAUUUUAUUCUCUGUAAAAUAAAUAAGUAAAUGCUGUUGAUAAAACAUUCUUUUGGACUGCUUAAUUAGGAUUUACAUUAGCUUGGGCCUUUUUUACUUUUAUAAAUUUGCUCUCAUUUACAUUAAUGAAUGUAUAAAUAUGAUGAUAAAAUUAGUUUGUCAUAGAUAUAAUAGGACUUUCAUUAUGCUGGACAAAUCUGUUUGGAUAUUACAAAUGUAAUGGAGAUCAUAAAAAGAAAAUGAAAGAUUUAUAAGGGGACAUUACAAAUAAAGUAGUUACUUAAUUUGUUGGAUAAAUGAUGUCUAAAUGAAAAUAAUUAUAUUGUAUAAUUAUAAUAAUAUUUAUUUUGGAAAUGGAUACAUAUACAAUAAUAAUAAUAGCUUUGAUGUUGGGAUUCGGCUAUUUCAUUUAUAACGUGAUUGCUUGCCAUAUGAAAAAAUAAGAUUAUUCAGAAAUAGAUGAAGAAGAAGUAAACCAUUUAUGAAGUAUGCA
Molecule: messenger RNA, 932 nt
Organism: Paramecium sonneborni
Lineage: Eukaryota; Ciliophora; Oligohymenophorea; Peniculida; Parameciidae
Source: the annotation of a GenBank genome assembly